Brassica napus (rape) is the source of this 4267-nucleotide messenger RNA. Its product is annotated as meiosis-specific protein ASY2-like. Bases 1 to 2043 code for a protein of 680 amino acids. Lineage: Eukaryota; Viridiplantae; Streptophyta; Magnoliopsida; Brassicales; Brassicaceae. The record is from RefSeq and is a predicted model, not a curated record. The transcript is spliced from 2 exons.
AUGUUUCCUAUCAAGCGAACAAAGUCUUAUUGGGAUUGUUCUUUGUUUUUCGCAGAGCGUUGGGUUUCGGACUUGCUUCCUCUCAUCAACCGAUCGACCCUGAAACGGUUGUCUCUUUUUACCCGAGCCGAGCAAAAGGAAAUCAAUCAAGCCCGAACAAUGAAGCAAUUGCCCGAUCUGAGCCUUAUUACGGCGGGGAAGAUAGGUGCCAAAAAGGGUACUGACGGCUCUGCGGGAGUCGAGAUUACGGACGUCGUCCCCGUUAUCGCCGAGCAGGCGCCCGCUGGCGGUUCUUCUCAGGGAAAGGCCUCGAAGAAGAAGAGAGGCAAGGAGACUCGGAAAGAGUCUGACGAGAUAGGUCAAACCGAUCCGGAUAAUCCCUCGAAGAAGAGUAGUAAGAAGAGGAAAGCCGCGGAACCACCUGUGGAAGACGUUCCCAGAAAAAAGAAAACGAAGAAGCAAGACUUCUCCGCGCCCCGACCAUCCUCGGUUUGCGAAGAGGAACUCCGAGCCUUGGUCCCUGACGCUACUCCCGAGGUUGGGACCUCGGAUGAUGACGAGAAUGAGACCAUCGCUUUGCGUCGGAGAAGACGAGAAGGCUCUCAGCAGAAUCGCGGAGCCUUAGUGGGUGAUCAAGGCCUCUCUGAGACUCCGAGGGAAUUGCCAGCCUCUGAAAGACCGCGAGUCCCUCUGAGGGGCGAUUCUUCGGCUCAUAUCACGGAAGGUUCCGAAACCCGUGUGUCCGGCCGUCCCAAGGAGACCCCGGAGGAUGGGUUUAAGUUCGAGUUCAGCCGAGAACUCCCGCUGGCCUGUUACCCGGAGGAUUGCGCUCGCUUGCUGCGACUAGUCAAAGGCGGUCCUGACUUGCUUCCUUCAGUGGGGGACCUCAUCUUUAAAGAUGAGUAUGAACAUGCUUCUUGCUCGUCGGUAAAGAGUCACGGCGACUGGAAUGUUUUGAUCGGGAAGUAUGACUCGGCCCUUAGGCGGGCCAGAGAGCAGAUCCGCGAGAGCGAAGAAGCCAAGAAGAAAGUGGAGGAGGCUCUUCGGGUGUCUUCGCAAGAAAAGACUGAGGCCGUUGCUCGGGAGAGGUCUCUCAGGAAAGCGUUUGUCGAGACGCGAACAUCUGACGCAGCUGAAUUGCAGAUGUGUAAGGAAGCGAUGAACAACCUCGAGGUUGUGGUAGAUAAGCAGCGGAAGGAAAAGGUCGACCUAGAAAGGAGGAUAGCCGCGGAAUCGCUUAGGCAUUCCGAGGAGAUGACCAGGCUUCGGAAAUCUCGUAGGUACGAGGUUACGCACGAGAGGAUUCGCGUGUUGAUCGCCAUGAUUGCUAAGGCUGAGAAACGCUUCCAUAGGAUUUCUCUUCGUGAGGAUCAACGGGACAAGUAUGACGAUGCUAGGUGCCUCUACAGCCAAGCCUUCGGAACGAGGAAAUGUCUCGAGCAGAUUAAGGCCUCAGGCGUCGAGAUCCCGCAGGAAACCAUCGAUUUCUUCGCUGAGCAAGAGAGGCACUAUGAAGAGGAAGCAGAACGCUUGGAAGUAAAGGAAAUUCCGGCAGAAGAUCUUCGCCUCUCCCCGUUAGUGUUGGAAUCCCGGUUUCUGAUCGAAGAGAUUUGGCGUCAGCUCGACCCGUUUGGAUCGAACAUUGGUUUAAUCGAUUCAGAGGCUGCCAUUGCUCUUCGUACUCCCCUCGCCGACCGAAAUCCCCAAUCGGCAGACCCGACGGAGAAACCUGCUCAAACGGCCGUAUCGUCCAAUCAGAAUAUCGACCAAGGCGUCGAUCCAACGGGGCGAACAUCAGAGGGACCGGUUGUCCAGAAAGACGGGGCUGUGCCUACCAUCGUGCUGACUGAUUCCUCUGCAAAGGCGUCGAAGAACGCCAGCUCGUCGGCUUCCUCGUCAGAGGACCCGGGGAAGGGAGGCGACCUUCCAACCGAGACGCCAGCCGCGAAUGUUACCGAGGCAAUCCCAACGAAGUUUGGCCGCGUAUCGGGUCCCGGAGAGGGUGACGGCAGUGGCGACAAGGAUCUUCCUGUGGUCGAUUGAUAAUCCAUGUUGUUUGUUGUAACUUCUUUUACUCUUUUUUUUUUGUUGCCUUGAUUCCUCGGAAUCUAUGAAUUCGGCAUUCUGUAGAAACUUUGAAAUUCCUAUUAAGUGUUUAUUUGGCUUCGAAUCGUAAUUCGUUUCUCAUUAAGUUGUUCCUGACAACCUUGUCCGUAAUUGAAUAUUAAAGAUAUAUAACAAGAAAAAACAAGGCAAGGAGUUUUAACGAGUUUCCGAGGAAAAGGUAUCUGGAUGCUCCGCGGUAACCGAGAGAGAUUUGGUCGGCCAACUCAUUAUUCUCUGAUUUGCGAUAAGAUCCAGAAAUUUCGCUCGUGAGUCGGUCAAUGCCUCAAGCAUCGGUGACGCGGGACUCUGUUUUUCCCGUCGUUUGAUAUCUGAUCAGGAUAUCUUCGACCAAGUGGGAUGAGUGCUCGUGCGCCGCUUUCGAGUUAAGGGGCUAGCAUCAUUUGAUGGGUCUUUUACUCGGGAGAGUGAGACGAAAUGUGUUUUUGUUAGGUUGGGGCUGGACCCCGUAGAGGGGAUGCCUACGUACCUCCGGGGAGGAUCAAGCCUUUCGUAGUUCAUUUUGGUUAUUUUUAUCGCUUGGGGCGUGCUGACGGGGUUCGACGUGAGCCGUGACGGCGUUCUUAGGAGCUGAUUGCUUCGCCGGGUUGUGCUUGCUCAAGAUGGCUUUAGUGUCUUCUUCCAUGCGUAUGAAGUUAUGGGAACGAGCAACGGCAUCUUGCAGCGUCGUGGCGGUGCAUCGAUAAAGAUCUUCUCGGAACUUACAUUCCACAAGGAGAUUAUUCCUCAAGGCAUCAACGGCAAUGUGGUCCGGGAUGUUGAUCCUUGACACGACGGAUUUAAAGCGCUCCAUGUAAUCACGAAGAUUCUGGUCCUUCGUUUGCUUGAGGUUCCAGAGGGUCGAAGCCGUUGCUUCGCGCUUGGUGAACAUGAUGUAAGUCUUGAGGAAGGCCGAGGAGAGCUCUUUGAAGCUUCUAAUUGAAUUCUCUUCGAGUCCCGAGAACCAGGUUAAGGCUUGCUCGUUGAGUGUUUCAAUGAAGAGUUGGCAGUAUCCCGCGUCUCUUUCGUCGGGGGUAAGUCUGGCCCUUGCUACCGCAAUAUUGAAGGCUGUCAAAUGCUCGACGGGAUCUCCUCCUGGUUUGUACUCUGGAAGGCGCAACUUGUCCAUCUUUCGGAGUUUAACCUCCGUCAGUUCCUCGGUGAAAGGAGUACGCGAUGUUGAUGCGAUGACACUGUCAAUCUCGGGUACUGCGCUCGUUGCUUGGUGGAUCCUUGAACUCAUUUGUUGGAAAUUUAGUUUAAGCUCGGCGAGUUCUCGGACGGUCGAUGGAUCUGACGUUGUAGGAAAAACAUCGGCGGCUAGGGUUUCCGCGAGUUGGAGAGUAGGAUCGACUGGGUUCGUCGAUCGUCCUUCCGCCGGAGUAGGGGGGUUUGUAUUGAAAAGGUGACGACGAAGCGGUUGAGAGUUACCGGUGGAGGCGCUAAGAGCAGCUACGAUAGCGGCGAGUUGAUCGUUCGUCGUCUUCUGAACUUCUUCUUGAUGAGCAAGUCGGGCUAUGACUGAACUCAUGAACUCCGACGAGAGGAGGGGAGGAGGCGUGAGUGCCGGCUCCUCUCCGGAGGUAUCAGGGUUCGUACCUCCGGUGGUCAUAUCGGUCUAGAAACGCUAGGUCUGUUCUGCCCCACGGUGGGCGCCAAUUGUUUAAGGUGAGUUUGGUCUCGGUGAAGUAAACAAUACUAAAAAUGGGUCGAACAGAGGCGUUUAUUAGAUUUCGAGAUGAUGUUACAAAGGUGGAGAAAGUAAAAGCAGGCCGGAGCUCGUGAGAGCUUAAACCGGAAAAGUACAAAUAGCAGAGAGAUGGUUGUACGGAUGAUAAACCCUAAUCUCGCCGCUAAGUUUGUGUAGCUCAGUGUUGAUCAUCCUUCUCCUUUGCUUUCCUCUCCUUUUAUACUCUGUUCGAUUACCUUUACCUAAUCUCUUUUUACUCAUUGGGCUUUGUCGGCCCUUCGGGCCUGAUUAUGAGGCGCUCGUUCCGAGCCGUUUAGUCGAUCAGCCUCGCUUCGCUUGCUCUCCGCUUCGACUAACGGCGCUUCCUGGUUAAGUUGAAGCCUCGAGAAUCGGCUUCUGCGCCGACGUCGACUCGGUUUGCUGGAUUGGGCCUUUUGUUCGAUGGGCUUUGUGGAUGGGUUAAAUCCAUCCCCA